Chelonoidis abingdonii (Abingdon island giant tortoise) is the source of this 1488-nucleotide messenger RNA. The record is from RefSeq and is a predicted model, not a curated record. Lineage: Eukaryota; Metazoa; Chordata; Testudines; Testudinidae.
AUGAUCCCUGCCAGGGCGGUGCCACGCUGGGUCCUGCCCAGCCUCUUCGCUUCCUUUCACUUCAGCUCCCUCCUGGCCCUGAGCAGCCUGUUCUUCUCUUUCCCCUGCACAAAGAGCUUGCUGGCUGUGGGUUACCACCCUCCGCUCUCCUUCCAUUUCAGAUGCAGCUGGCUGGCUGUCCACGUGUCCCUGGCUUUCCCCCUGGUUUCGGGCAUCCUUUUCAUCCCAGCCGUGGCCAACCUCCUGCUGGCCAGCUUCACAGACCCGGGGAUCCUUCACCGAGGUAACAGGAGCAUGGCCCGGGCUCCCGAGGGGCGGGACAGAUGGCAGGGACCUUGUUCCCUGGCGCUGCACCGCCAGCCCUGCUUUGAGCUCUCUGCCCAGCUCCUUCUGAGGCUGGUGCCGGGCCAGGCCCUGUCGCUGGGCGUACAGUCUCACCCCACGCGGUGUCUCCCUGAGCCAGGGGCCGAGGGCCGGGCCAGGUUAGUGAUCCAGGCGCUUCGUGUCAAGGAGAGACGCUUUGAUCUGCACUGGUGCCAGAAGUGCCAGUGCUACUGCCCGCCACGGACCUUCCACUGCCCCUGCUGCAACAUCUGCGUGGAGGAGUUCGACCACCACUGUAAGUGGCUGAACAACUGCAUUGGCUGCCGCAACUUCCGCUUCUUCUUCUUGUUCGUGGCCUUCCUGUGCAGCUACAACAUGGUGGUUCUGGCUUCCUGCAUCACCUACCUGGCGCUCAACUCCCACCAGGCCUAUGGCACCGAGAAGAUCUGUUCCAUCCUGGUGACCAUCCCAGCCACUCUCUACUUGUUGCCUCUCCUGAUCCUGGUGGGAUCCCAGGCCAGUUUCAUCACUCUGGCUAAACGCACCUAUGAGCUCAAGCCUCCCGAGGAGGGCAGAGCAAAUCCCUUCGACCUGGGAUGGGCCAGGAACUGGUACGCGGCCCUGUGUGCCCCACAGGGACCAAAGUACAUGGUGAGAGCCGCCGAACCAAAGGCAGCAACCAGCAGGGGCAGGAAGGUCUCCAUGGCCCGGCUUCUUCCCCCGAUGUCACGCCUGAACACGGCAUCUCCAGGAUUCUCAUCCCACCGCUGCCUCCAGGACCUGCCUGGCCAGGGGAGGGCAGCCCAGGCUGGCGCCAAGGGGACCUGGUGGCCGGCAAGCUCAGAGAGGAAGAUGAACGUGGCUAUGACAGGUGAGCAGAACCUCCCAGAUUGCUCCCCGUUCUCACCCAGCGUGGCACCCUCAGAGCUCUGCUUUCCUCUGGUCUUAGCUCUGGGGCUUCACACACAUGCACAAAGUCCAGGCAUAAAAUCUCCUCCACACACAAAUCCCAAAAUCUAUCGCAAAACUCCUAUUGACUUCAGCAUGGCUGAGUGGCCAGCGAUGGCGGAUGGCGGAGGAGGCACACACUGGAAAUCCCAAAUACACCUCAGCAGCAGAGCGGUCUCAUCCACGGCCGCGCUUCUUUCAGUGUCUGAUAUUUGA